Bubalus bubalis (water buffalo) is the source of this 4784-nucleotide messenger RNA. Its product is annotated as protocadherin beta-10. The coding region runs from base 1574 to 3973 and encodes 799 amino acids. The record is from RefSeq and is a predicted model, not a curated record. Gene Ontology annotation, molecular function: calcium ion binding. Gene Ontology annotation, cellular component: plasma membrane. Gene Ontology annotation, biological process: homophilic cell-cell adhesion. The transcript has a single exon. NCBI's taxonomy places the organism in Eukaryota, Metazoa, Chordata, Mammalia, Artiodactyla, Bovidae.
UGAAAAUAAGAAACAUGAUUUUAGGAUACUGAGUGUGCAUAUAUAUGUAUGUUUGCAGACAAAAAAAGCAAAAAUAUCAUUAUUCUAUAGUAUCACAUAGAAAUGUUUAAUAGUUUGUUGCUUUUAAUUUUGUAAGAAAAAAUCAGAUAUUCCUGUUAAAUUUUGGGUGGCUAACAAUGCAGUCCCAUUCAGUUGAAAAACAGAAGUCAUCAAGCAGCGGUUUGUACCCUAUGGCUUUUAUAUAUUAAGCAAUUUGAGUGUUUUGGACAGUAUCUAUCCCUUUCCUUGUACAAUAGUUCUCAGUUUAAUCUGUAUAUCUUGCUUACUGUUGAGGAAAAGAGAGAUUUCCCCCUAGAUAUUAGGGCCUUGGACAAAAUUCUCUGUGAGGCAGAGUUUAUAAUGCUGUUCUUAUUUUCAGUAGAUAGGACAGGCAUUAGUGUGGUCUACUUUUUAUUUUGUGCAUGAAAUUAGAUCCCACUUGAAUUAAGAAGGACCUUAAAAAAGAGGUCAGUCCCUGCUUUAAUCUGCAAAUAUUUUAAAACUGAUGUAAGAAAAACAAAGACAUGUGAAAGAAAGGGAACAAAUUGCAAAGAAUGAGUGAAAGAAUACAAUUUUUCAAAUGGUAAGGCCCUAAAAUAUUUCAUGUCCUACUCACUAGAGUUUAUUUAUGCAUGCCUUAAUACAGUAAGCAUUUAGUGACUGUCUGAUUUGGCAAUGAUGAUUAAGACAUAGUUUCCAUAUUGAAGUUCCAUUCCUUAACCAGGUCACAUAUUGAAGAAGGGACACAUUAUUGGAAACAAUAUUUACAAGGCAAUUAAACAGGUUUUUAUGGGAGCACAGAGAAGAUACAGCCUUAAAUGCUUCUUUCUAGAUUAUACAAUAAUGAUUCUAUUUUGGCAAUGUAAUUAAGUUUGGAAGAAAUUUGUUAAAGAAGGUGUGAAAUUUUUCUUUUCUCAGUUUUUGGUGUUCCUAUGCUCAAGUUUUGGAAAGGUAAUAUCUGUUCCUUUGGUGAUCUUGGAGGUCGCUAGUUUUCCUUUGGAUUCCUUGUAUUGCUUGGGAGAAGUGUCAGCAGUGCAAAGCUUAGAACUAAAAUCUAGCACAAUGGACAGAUUUUAACUGCUAGACACAUUAUUUUUUCAACUGAUGAAUUUUUAACUUCCCCCAUAAGCAGUGAAAAAUUUCAACAAAGUGAACAGUUCUCUAUCUUAACAUUAUUUUUAAUGAUACAAACAAAAGAAAAAUGAAAUAUUUAAAUAACAAAGACAUACAAGCGCACAAAUUGGGUACAGCAAUUUGAGUCUGUUGGAGGCCACGCGGUGGCGCUGCAGGCUAAAGAGACGGGGGUAAAAAUCUGAACUGAGAGUGCUGCGGUAAGUCACUGACAUAAGAAGAAAGAUAGCGGCAGGUAGACCAGGGAGAAAAGCUGUAGCAACCCAAGAUUAGAAAAGGGGGUUAUAAAACAUAACCCAGACCUUUGCUACUACACGGUGUAGAUCUGCGGUUUGCGACUGCUGUUUAUUUACACUGGGAUCUGUGAUUGUUACCAAUAUUAAAGACGUAUUCAGAAGCAGCUAUGGAGGCUAGACGAUUUCCCUGCUCAAGACAAAGGCAAGUCCUGUUUCUUUUUCUGUGUGGGGGAGUAUCCUUGGCAGGCUCUGGGUUUGGACGUUACUCGGUGACAGAGGAAACAGAGAGAGGAUCCUUUGUAGUCAAUAUAGCUAAGGAUCUGGGGCUGGGGGACAAGGAGUUGCUUGCAAGGGGGGCGCGGGUGGUCUCUGAUGAUAACAAACAACACUUGCUCCUGGACUCUCAAACUGGGGAUUUGCUUACAAAUGAAAAACUGGACCGGGAGAAGCUGUGUGGCUCCAGAGAACCCUGUAUGCUGUAUUUUCAAAUUUUAAUGGAUAAUCCCUUUCAGAUUUACCGGAUUGAGCUGAGGGUGAGGGACAUAAAUGAUCAUUCACCAGUUUUUCGAGACAAAGAGACAGUCUUAAAAAUAUUAGAAAAUACAGCUGAAGGGACCUCAUUUCAACUAGAAAGAGCACAAGAUUCAGAUGGAGGACUUAAUGGUAUCCAAAACUAUACUAUCAACCCCAACUCUUUUUUCCAUAUUAAAAUUAGUGGCAGUGAUGAAGGCAUAAUAUAUCCAGAGCUAGUACUGGACAGGACGCUGGAUCGGGAGAAACAGCAAGAGUUCAACUUAACACUCACAGCGCUGGAUGGUGGGUUGCCACCCAGGUCUGGAGCCACUAAUAUACACAUUGUGAUCCUGGAUGUCAAUGACAAUGCCCCUCAGUUUUCUCAGGCAAUCUAUGAGACCCAGGCUCCGGAGAACAGCCCAGUAGGGUCCUUUAUUGCUAAAGUCUCUGCAGGAGAUGCAGACUCUGGAAUCAAUGCAGACAUAUCCUAUUCAUUUUUUGAUGCUUCUGAAGAUAUUCUAACAACCUUUCAUAUCAAUCCUUUUUCUGGAGAAAUCAUACUCAGACUGUUGCUUGAUUAUGAGCUAGUAAAGUCUUACAAAAUAAAUAUACAGGCAAUCGACGGUGGGGGCCUUUCUUCAAAAUGCACAGUUUUGGUCGAGGUAUUAGACACCAACGACAAUGCCCCUGAACUGAUCAUAUCAUCACUUUCCAACCAUGUUGUGGAGAACUCUCCUGAGACAGCAUUGGCUGUUUUUAGGAUUAAAGACAGAGACUCUGGAGAAAAUGGAAAGACCAUCUGCUUCAUCCCAGACCAUCUGCCGUUUCUUCUGAAACCCUCUGUGGAGAAUUUUUACAUCCUAAUGACAGAAGGGGCACUGGACAGAGAAAGCCAAGCGGAGUACAACAUCACCAUCACGGUCACUGACAUGGGAACCCCCAGACUGAAAACCGAGCACAACAUAACCGUGCUGGUGUCCGACGUCAACGACAACGCCCCCGCCUUCACCCAGACCUCCUACACCCUCUGGGUCCGCGAGAACAACAGCCCCGCCCUGCACAUUGGCAGCGUCAGCGCCACAGACACAGACGCGGGUGCCAACGCCCAGGUCACCUACUCGCUGCUGCCGCCGCCCGACCCGCUCGUGCCGCUCGCCUCCCUCGUGUCCAUCAACCCCGACAACGGCCACCUCUUCGCCCUCACGUCCCUGGACUACGAAGCCCUGCGAGCCUUCGAGUUCCACGUGGGCGCCACCGACCGCGGCUCGCCCGCGCUCAGCAGCCAGGCGCUGGUGCGCGUGCUCGUGGCGGACGCCAACGACAACGCGCCCUUCGUGCUCUACCCGCUGCAGAACGCCUCGGCGCCCUGCACCGAGCUGGUGCCCAGGGCGGCCGAGCCGGGCUACCUGGUGACCAAGGUGGUGGCGGUGGACGGCGACGCGGGCCAGAACGCCUGGCUGUCGUACCAGCUGCUCAAGGCCACGGAGCCCGGGCUGUUCGGCGUGUGGGCGCACAACGGCGAGGUGCGCACGGCGCGGCUGCUGAGCGAGCGCGACGCGCCCAAGCAGCGGCUGGUGGUGCUGGUCAAGGACAACGGCGAGCCGCCGCUGUCGGCCAGCGUCACGCUGCACGUGCUGCUGGUGGAAGGCUUCUCGCAGCCCUACCUGCCGGCCCCGGAAGCGGAAGCGGCGGCCGCAGUGCCCGCCGACCCGCUCACCGUCUACCUGGUGGUGGCCUUGGCGUCGGUGUCGUCGCUCUUCCUCUUCUCGGUGCUGGUGUUCGUGGCGGUGCGGCUGUGCAGGAGGGGCGGGGCGGCCUCGGCGGGCCGCUGCCCGGUGGCCGAGGGCCACUUCCCUGGCCACCUGGUGGACGUCCGGGGCACGGGGACCCUGUCCCAGAGCUACCAGUAUGAGGUGUGCCUGAUGGGAGGUACUGGGACGAAUGAGUUCAAAUUCUUGAAGCCGAUUCUCCCCACUGUUCAGGCACAAGAUCCUGGGAGAAAUAGUGACGAAAAUCCCACAUUUCAAAAUAGCCUUGGAUUUAAUUUUCAGUAAAAUUCUUUCUAUAUUUUCACGUAUUUUUGAAGUGUUAUGAAACUAUAUCAAUAUUAGUUUAGUUUUAUUACUCCAAGUUAAAUUAUUUUGCAACUUAAAGCCUUAUUUUAAAGUACUAUAUGAUUUUACAAUGUUAUUUCAUCCUUUUUUUCCCAUUAAACAGGUUAGUUGUAAUCAGUACCCCAUCUAAAUAUUAGUUUGUAUGUUUAGGUCCUUCAAAAUGUACAAGAGUUUAGUACCAUUUUCAUUCUGGAAAACAGGUUGAUUUUUUUUUCCUAGUACAUUUCAUAGACUGAAUCUCAUUAUCUUAUACACCUACAGUACUUCCUUUACCUAAGACAUACCUGCAUGUCUUGACCUUACUAAAACAUUUAAUCAUGAUAAGAAACUAUCAUCUAGCUCUAAAUGAUAUUUUAAAAGAAAUAUUUCUCUAUUAUUCUGCUCAUGAUAAAAUGAAACAUCAUUGGUAGGAUUCCCUGGUGGUCCAGUGGUAAGGACCUAGAGCUUUCACUGUCUGCAGCUGGGUUCUUCACGGGUCAAGGAAUUAAGAUCUGGCAAGCUGCCUGUGUAGCCAAAAACAUCCCAACCAACUUAAAUAAACAAACCAAAACCAUGAAGCAUCAUUUUGUGAGCAACAUUACAAUAUCCUUGUGUUCAUAUUAGAAGAUUUAGCUUAGGGACCAGGGGACUCCCUGGUGGCUCAGAUGGUAAAGAGUCUGCCUACAAUGCGGGAGCCCCCGGUCCGGAAGAUCUCCUGGAGAAGGAAAUGGCAACCCACUCCAGUAUUCUUGCCUGGAAAAUCCCAUGUAUG